This is a messenger RNA of Notodromas monacha, 4958 nucleotides long. The record is from the annotation of a GenBank genome assembly. Lineage: Eukaryota; Metazoa; Arthropoda; Ostracoda; Podocopida; Cyprididae.
AUGGCCACUCGAACGAAAACCCCGCGUAAGCCGUCGUCUUCAGGUCGUUCCCGCCGUUCAGAAACCCCACAGGUGAUUCCCGAGGGAGACGAAACUGGCGAAGUCGUCGUCUCCACACCGGCAGUACAAGAUGGAUCUCAGACCCCAUUGAGCCCCAGUCAGAGCCGAGCCGAAGAGAAAGAGGAGCUGAAGCAACUCAAUUCGCGUCUCGCGGCGUACAUCGACCGCGUCGUUGCAUUGCAAGACGAGAACCGCCGCCUGAGCACUCAAGUUACAGCCAAAGAAGAAGUCGUGACGAGGGAAGUGACAGCCGUUAAAGUCACGUACGAGAAGCAGUUGAAUGAAGUGAAGGAGCACUAUGACACCGUUGUCAAGGAGCGCGCGGGUUUGCAAGUGGAGAUGCGCACGAUCCGCGCAGAGAACCAGGAGCUGAAAGAAGCGGCGAAGCGACUGGAGCGCGACUUGGCGAAGCGAGAGCAGGAAUUUAACGAGGCCCAGAAUCGCGCCAAUGAACUGAGUGGUAAGAUGGUGCAAGUGCAAGCUGCCGCCGAUCGCGCCCUCGACGAACACCGCAAGAUGAAGCUGAAAUUGGCCGAGGCGCUCAAGGACAUGGACGACAAGCGUCGCGAGAUUGGCGAAGUCCGCACUGCCUGCAACGCCGCCGAUGUGAAACGCGUCGAACUGGAGGCAAAAGUGCAGAGUUUGUCGGAUGAUCUUAGUCGAACCACUGAAAUCCACGAGAAGCAGCUGCGGGAGGUUCGCUUCAGCAAGCAGUCCGAAAUCAGCGAAGUAGACUCCAGGCUGCAGGAAGAGUACAGCACGCGCUACGAAGACCAGCUGCAGGAACUUCGGGAACACUACGAAGACAUGAUGGAGAGGAACCGAGAAACCGCUGACAAAUUCUAUAACGACUCGAUCGCGUCCCUGAAAAGUGAGUAUGAUAGGAAGAUGGGCGAGAUGUCGGGCCAGCGAGAGGAUGUACGGCAGCUCAAGUCUCGCGUCGACUCGCUCAUGCGUCGCCUUUCGGAGAAGGAAGAAGAAUCGAAGCGCAAUGAAGACCGGAAUCGGGAGCUGGAGUUUCAACUGUCCAACGAACGCGAUCGUUAUGGAGUCAUGUUGUUUGAGAAGGAAGAGGUCGUCACUGAGCUGCAGAAAAAGAUUGCGGACUUGAUGAAACAGUUGCAGGACUUGAGUGACGCUAACAUACGACUGGACAUGGAGAUUGCGACGUACAGGAACCUGCUGGAGGGAGAAGAAUCCCGGUUGAAUUUGACGCCAAGUGGCCCCGAGAGCCGUGCAAAGAGACAGCGUUUGUCAAAGACAAGGACGCCGGGUCGUGUGGAGUCCACGUCGUCCCCGUUGUCGCGCUUGUGGCCGUUGUCGAGGACGCCAUCUGCCGGAUCGGACACUAGGCCCAGGAAGCGCACGUUCCAGGCAAUGCAGACUGCAGAAACCCACGACGACAGCCUGAGCAAGUCUCUGGGCGCCACGGGGGAUAUCGAGAUCAGCGAAGUUGAUCCCGCCGGCGGGUUUGUCAGAGUGAAGAACAAGGGCUCUGCGGAUGUGACCAUGACGGGAUACUCGCUGAAGCAUACCGCUUCGGGCCCUGGAGGCGCCGGAGACGGACCACUGACUUUCAAGUUCCCGAGGAUCAACUUGAAGGCCGGCGCAGUGACGACGGUGUGGAGCGGGGAUUCCUCGGCGUCUCACCAGGCGCCCGAGUCGCUGGUGAUGAAGAACCAGAAGUGGAUCGCUGGCAAGCAGACGAGGACGGCGCUCUUGGACGCCAACGACGCCGAGAUUGCGUGGUUUGAAAUUAAGCGCGACUCGUCCACGCAUGCCUCGCUCACGUCGUCGUCGUCGUCCGUCCGCGAGGAGUUGCAUCAUCAGGAUGACAGAGCAGCAGUGGAAUUCCUGUCCCAGCGCGGGCGAUCCGUGACCCCGUCGAGCACGGAUUCCCAGAUAUCGUCCACCGUCAUCAUCAACGGGGCCUGGGCCAAGUCCGUGUCCAGCGACGGAGGUGAAAGUGAAAAUGCGGAAACCGUGGUGUUGGUGCCGGGAAUGCCGCCGGUGGAGCGUGACGACUUUACGAUGUCGUCGCCGCCGGUGACGGCUCCAGCGGAUCCUGUCCCAGCACCUGCGGCGCCGGAGAACAAGAGCUGGGCGAGUCUGUUCAAGGGCGCCACCCCAACACCGGCGACGCCGUCUCAGCGGGACCAAAUCAAGUCCAAGUCGGCCGUGGCAACCUCGCCUCCUCCGCCGUUGCCCAAUUACUUCAGUUACCCGACGCUGGGAGCGAUAAAUGUGGCAUCCAUCGUGGAUCAGGUAACGGUGUGUCUGAAGAAGUUGUCCUUGGACCACUCAGCAGUCUGGUACCGUCCUAGGGGACUCACGAAUCGCGGCAACUGGUGCUUCGUCAACUCCGUUCUCCAGGCCCUGGUGGCGUGUCCACCGUUUCACCGCCUGCUUAAGUCGUUGUCGCAGGGUGUCGACCUGAACCUGGGCGUGGCCGGCGUCAGUGAGAAAUUACCUAUCCUGUGCAGCAUGUUGAAGCUCAUUGCGGAGUUUCCGUCCAUGCCGAAGAUUAACGUGGCAGCAGGCGGUGGCGGCAGCAGCAAGUCGCGCGGAGGUCUGAAAACGCCCAAUGAUAACAUUGGGCCUUCAUUCGAACCCACCUGGGUGUACAAGAUUUUGCGUCUCGGCGGAGAUGCUUUCAAGGUUGAAGGAAGGCAAGAAGAUGCUGAAGAGUUCAUGAGCUUCCUUUUGAAUGGACUGCACGAGGAAUUCCUGGAAGUUGAGAAGCGAAGCAAAUCUGUGAAUGGCGUUGGGGAAGGCGAUCCGACGUCCAAGACCAACAACGAUGCCAAAAGUGGAAUGGACAAUGACGAGAAUGACGACGACGACGACUGGGUCACGCAGGGCCCGAAGAAGAAGGCGUUCAUCACGCGCGUCGCCCGUUCCGAGCCGUCUGCUAUCAGCGAAGUAUUUCAGGGCCAGAUCCGAACAAUAGUGUCUGUGUCCCACUUGAUGCCGUCGGCUUCGCUGCAGCCCUUCUUUUGCUUGCCACUGGACAUCCAGGCCGAAGGCGUCGGCACGGUGGAGGAUGCUAUUCAGGCCAUGGUGACGAGUCAGGUGGAGCACGUAGACGGGGUGGACCGUACUCAUCAGUUGGUCCUGGAGGCUCUUCCGCAGGUUUUGAUUCUGCAACUCAAGAUGUUCUUGUACGAGCGGUCCUUGGGCGGGGACCGGGGCUGUCGGAAGCUGCAGAAGAAGUUCUCGUUUGGACAGGAGCUGGAGAUCCGUCGCGAAUGGCUGUCGCAGACGUCGAAACCUCGUUACGGAUUCGCGCAGCGCCUCUACCGCCUCGCCGCCGUCAUUUGGCACGAAGGUGCCGAGGCGACCAAGGGCCACUACAUUGCGGACGUGUAUCACCCGGCCUGGGGCGAGUUCCUGCGCCACGACGACGCUCAGGUCGAGCCUUUGUCUGCCCUGCAAACGGGCCCCACGACGGCGUCGUCCACUUCUGCAUCGUCGUCGUCGUCCUCUCGAGUGCCUUACUUGUUGCUGUACCGCCGGUCCGACACCCUCGCAUCUGGGGCUGGCUCGAGGCGGGGUUGAUCGUUAUUUUCUCGAAAACUAUGCAUUUUUUUUUUCCAACAAAUUUUAUCGUUUCCCCGGACCACAAAUCCUUCUUAACCGUGAUUCAGCCGCAAUGAGUAAGUUCUCGUCACCAGACCGCUGACUUGCGAGGAUUAGAUGUGACAGUUGGAACCGAAGAUGCUAAGCUUAAUUGAAGGCAUUAGUCAAGUCAAGGCUUUUAAAAAGCUUGUCAGAUUUGAAAUUCCAAGCAGACGGUGCGCACGAGUUGGCUUUACUCGUCAUGAACUGGAUGAACUUGCUCAUUGCCGGUAGUUGUCUGACGCGCGCUCGAAUGCUGGUCGUGCUCCCUCCCCCUCGUUUCGUUUUCCUCGAACGGGGCGCGAAAAUUUGCAAGUGCCCCGAGCUGCCUAAUUUUUAUACUUGAUGUUUUUCGCGGAACUCGAGCCGUUCCUCGUUGUUUUGGCCCAGUGGCUGGUUUUGUUGAGUUGCUUUGACGGCCGACAAUUGGCGGCACAUUUAAGAUUAAGGGAUGAUGAACUCUUUGUUUUGUUUGUUUUUCCCCCGAUCGCGUUUUGGAAAGACUUACGACAAGUUUAAAGUGUUCUUCCUGUUGCUGGUGAUUUGAUCCAUCCACAAGUUACAUCUCUGCGCAUUUUCGUUUUUUUAGGGGGGUUUGUUUUCAUUGCGCAGAGGUAAAAGCAGGGACAUUGUGAUACUUGGCUCUCCCCGAAAAGGGAUGAGUAUGUGUGCAAGGUGCGGAAGAUUUCUGUCCAGCUCUUCUUAGUUUUUUUUUUGUUUUUGCAUGCUUUUGCCCUGUCCAACUUUCUCCACCAAUUUAUUCUUGGAGUCAUUUCAAACUUGUACGUUCUUUCGCCAGCCAUGUUCAUUUCAUCUCCUGUGUUUUCGACUGGCUUAUCCAUCCGUGCAAUCAAUCAGUGGGUCAUUACUCCUGAAAUAAAUUCAUUUGGAAAGUUACAGGAGAGUAACUUGCAGGAGACCAAUCUCUUGGAUUUCGAAUAUACUGCAUGUAUGUUCGAAUCUACAUGAGUUGGAGUCCGUGCCAAAUCCUCAUCCUUCCUUUUUUUUUUAUUUAUUAUUAAUGUUUGAAAUCGCUUCACCCUGGCUCAUGCCGAAAGCUUGAGAAAUUGAAAAGUUUCAAAGCUGGACUUUUUCGCAAAAUGCGCGGAUUAUUCAUCAAAAAAGAAAUAAAUUCUGGCGCGAUGAAAUUGAGAAAUUCAAGUGGUUCUGGUGUGAACUGUGAGGUGCGUUCAAGCGUGUGUUAGUUGCUCGAUUUAUACGAAAGAGAAAGGUUGCACGAUUUUGAAAACGUGAUCUUGGAUGCAGAAGAUUCCCCGUGU